GGGAGAAAAAGGAGUGUUGGGUGCGGAGGGCCAGAACAAGAGGGAACGCAGCAACGAAGGCUGUCGAGACUGGACCCCAAAGCAUCCGUGAGCGGGCAAUCAGAGCUCGAUCAUCGGUCACCCAAGCUAAAUGUGUGAAGCCUAUCGCAAGAACAGCUUCGUGAUGAAUGCCGGCGACGGUGAUGGCUUCGACGAUGACUGGAACGAUCCUGCUUUGCUGUCGGCUCUGGCUAUGGCGGAAGCGCGGGCGAUAGAACGGUUGAGAGGUGAUCGAGUUGGGGGCCAGGAGCAGGAGCAGCGCGACACGUCACUCCGCCGGACUGGGGAGAAUGCGGCAUUGGCCAGGGACACGUCUGGGGGCGAGCGGGCGGGGGGCAGCGGUCAGGUUUGGCGUCGCCAUAGCGAGGUCGGGAUCGCUCCAGCGGAAGGGGGCGGCGGAGGUCAGGGUUCAGUUUGGCGUCGCCAUAGCGAUGUCGGGAUCGCGCUAGGGAACGGAGGCGGCGGAGGCCAGGGCGCAGCGUGGCGUCGCGAAAGCGAGGUCGGGAUGGCUACGCGGGACGGAGGAGGGGGCGGCGGAGGUCACGGUUCAGCGUGGCGUGGCGACAGCGAGGUCGGGACCGCUCCGCGGGAGGGAAUUGGUGGCGGCGGAGGUCAGGGUUCGGGAGAUAGCGCAGCAGCAGCUUGGGCAUCAUCGUCGGCGAAGCGCAGGAGAGAGGAAGAUAAUCGAUGGGAGCAGCAGGUGGGGGGAGAGGGGGAGGGGGAGGGGGACUACAUAGCGUCGUUGAGGGGGAGCAAGAGCGCCAAAUGGGUGGCGGCGAGCAGCCAGAAGAAAACGGGAGGUGGACCAGGCGCCGCCGCCUAUCAUUUGUCGGGCUUGGGGGGGGGGAAGAUGGGCGAUGGGGGAGGAGGCGGGGGGGGGAGGGGGGGGGGCUUUAAGGGUGGCGGGGGAGCGAUUGAAGGGUGGGGUGCCGUUCUCGUUAGACUUGAGUUUAGGGGGGAGGAAGGAGGGCCGUGCGGAUUUUUCAAGUGGUGCGAUGAAGCUGACGCACUCAGCAGCAGGCGGGCUGAUGUGGGGACCACCACGGGAGGAUUGGGGAACGCGCCUGUCGGGGUGGGAGAGGGAGGUGCUAGAGGCGGGGGAAGAGGUGGGUAUGGCCCUCCGCCGCCGCCUUUCUCUUCGGCGCCAGUUGACAAGGGAGGGGGAUAUGCGGCUUAUGGAGGUGGUGAUGGUUAUGGAGGUGGCGAUGGCUAUGGAGGUGGCUAUGGUGGGAGCCAGCAGUCGUCUAGAGCAUGCUUCAAUUGUGGACAAGAAGGGCAUUGGUCUAGGGAUUGUCCCACACGAGGUUCUGUGCAGGGAGGAACAAGGUAUACCACAGCUGCAGCAGGAGGAGGAGGAGGAGGAGGAGGAGGAGGAGGAGGAGGAACAAGGUAUAACACAGGAGCAGCAGCAGGAGGAGGAGGAGGAACAAGGUAUAACACAGGAGCAGCAGGAGGAGGAGGAGGAGGAGGAGGAGGAGGGGGCUGCUUUAAGUGUGGAGAAGGAGGGCAUUGGGCAAAAGAUUGCCCGAAGAAAUCGCAGGGCCGGGAUGCGGAGUGGUCGAGGGGUUACUAGUGGAGUGGGUGGGGUUGUGGAAAAAAAAAAAGUGUAAUGAAUCUGGACCUGAUUA
Molecule: messenger RNA, 1667 nt
Organism: Chara braunii
Lineage: Eukaryota; Viridiplantae; Streptophyta; Charophyceae; Charales; Characeae
Source: the annotation of a GenBank genome assembly